Paramecium sonneborni is the source of this 517-nucleotide messenger RNA. NCBI's taxonomy places the organism in Eukaryota, Ciliophora, Oligohymenophorea, Peniculida, Parameciidae. The record is from the annotation of a GenBank genome assembly.
AUGAAAAAAAAAUUAGAAAAAAUAAUUGAGAGAAGAACUUUUAUAAAUAAUUGGUUGAUUUAGUUUUACUAAUUCAUGAUGAUGUCUUAUCAAGUAUAAUAAAUUCAGAGUUUACAAAGUAUGAUUUAUUAAAACAUUAUUAUUAAUAACUUCCAUCUAAACGAACAUAAUAAUUUGAGAACGCAAUGAAAGGAUUGCAUCUUCUUUAAAAAUAGGAAUUUAGAAAUAAAGAACUGGAAAAAUUGGAUAAAAAAGUUUAAUAAUUGAUGGAAGAAAUCCAUUAUAGGAAUCAAGGAAAUCUCCUUUUUUAUCAUAGCUAAGAUUGUAUCAAUCAUCUGAAGGGAUUGAUUUGAGCGCAUCUUAAGAUAUUGAUCCUAAUUUUAAAAAUAUAGUUGUAUUAAAUGAAAAUUUAAGAGGAUUUGGUUCUAGAUAAAGAUCAUAUUUUGAUUAUGAUAAAAAUACAGUAUUUAAGAGAUAGAAAGGGAAUCCUAAAAAUAUAUAUUUAGAAAUAAUAUGA